Molecule: messenger RNA, 1303 nt
Organism: Effrenium voratum
Lineage: Eukaryota; Dinophyceae; Suessiales; Symbiodiniaceae
Source: the annotation of a GenBank genome assembly
GGCUCAUAGCCGCGAGUUGGCCGUGGAGAUCGAUCACGAGCCGACCGGGUUGGCCACGCUGCCAUGAUCCGGCUUCCGACCUUGAAGUUCACAGUCCCGGACUCAGCCAGAGAUAGAGAGUGGAAGCUGGCAGACAUGAAGUUUGGGCAUCGCUACGGCAUCAAGAUCGUGCGAUUAUCUGGGACUUGCAUGGAAGAUGAUGGUCGGACGAUCCGGCACUUCAUUUGUCCAUAUCCAGAUGCGCAGAACGAAUUGAAGCCAGGCUUUGAUUGCUGGAUUCUUCCUCACCUGCAUGAUGCUAUUCAGAUAGAUGAGGAGUCAAGCGUGCAGCGGAACCUCACCAGAGCAUUCGAUCACCUCUACGAGGCGCCCGAAGGAGAUGUGCGCGUACAUCGAGCGUAUCCAGGCGCCCAGGGCCUGGUGGGCUUUAUGGCCGAGUUGGGCCUCCGCGAGGAGGAUUUGACUGUGGACUUCCUGGAGUGCAGGGCGGUGCCGUGGGUCGGCAAGGUGGCCGCCUCCAUUUGCAGUCCUGACUUUGCGGAUUUCCUGCUGGGCCACUUCUGCCGGCGCUUCUGGCAGAGCCCUGCCACUGUCCAGCCCUUGCUCUCAUGCCUCUUCACGCACCUGGGCAUGUGCGCUGGUCCAGUCGAGAGCGCGUCAAGCCAAGAGCCCUCUGAGAAGGUCUUGAAGCUUACCGCGCUCAACAUGCGCCACAAUUUCCGGAUCAGCCCCAUGGCGGUGGUGCACGGAGGCUGUGGGCUGAAAGGCCUGUGGGAGCUGCCGGAGAAGACCUACACCAUUCUGCACCCCGGGGACCGCCUGAUCUUUGCGAGCACGGAAAAGGCGGCCUUCCACAACUGCGUCACGCGCCUGGCAGACGAGGGCUUCCUCGCCAGCCUCUACAGUGUGACGUGGCCGGACAAGAGCCGGGCGAGUGCUUGCGAGCCGGGUCCCAUCGAGGUUUUGCAGAGCGAAGAGCGGCACAGGCGCCGCAGGACCCGACGAGGUAGGGGGGGAAGAAGAAGGAGAAGAGAGGUUGACGAGGACGACACUUUCAGCGUGGUGACGGCCCACAACGACUUGGACCAGCCGAACCUCCACCCGGAUGCCCUGGCUUUGGGAGCAUGGCCUCCGCGCGCAGACUAAUAAGAUAUUGGGUUGGUCAAGCGUGGGAACCCAAGGGAUGGGUGUCCCUUCAGAAAGCAAAACCCGUAGCGCCGAAAGAGAACCCGUUUUUACGGGUUCCCUAUUUAGGGAAUGCCCAAAGUGUCCAUUUUGAGGGAGUUGAUGAAGAGUCGGCCAA